Messenger RNA from Drosophila novamexicana, 2845 nucleotides. RefSeq lists its product as uncharacterized. Gene Ontology annotation, cellular component: neuron projection membrane. The transcript is spliced from 9 exons. Lineage: Eukaryota; Metazoa; Arthropoda; Insecta; Diptera; Drosophilidae. Gene Ontology annotation, biological process: synapse organization. Bases 794 to 2665 code for a protein of 623 amino acids. The record is from RefSeq and is a predicted model, not a curated record.
CUAACGGUAGAUCUAGCCGCAUAGCUUUGGCCCAGUCUAAAGACAUUUCUCCCACACAUAUACAGCCAUACAAAUAGCCAGCUCUCAUACAUAUGCACGUGCUGUGUGUGUGUGUGUGUGUGUGUGUGUGUGUGCGACAACGAGCUGAAAGUAAAAGUUAUUCAAUGUGCAAUGUGUGAUUUUAAAGCAUUUUGCAAGACUUCAGCAAAGCAUCCAACGAACUAACUUUAUGUCAAACAAUUGAAAAACAAAAUUCACUUAACCCGCGACAAUUACAACAACAUUAGACACGCUCAGGUGUAACAUUCGCAACUAUAAAAAAAAAGCUGCCGACGAUAUAGAAGGACGAGGCACGAAGGACAAUCGCAAUCAGAAUCCUGCGCCGGCCGCUAAUGAAGAUGAAGUGAUGCCCAGCGAUAUCGUGUUCAAGUAGAAUUAAAUAGAAUAUAAAUCGCUGGAAAAAUGACAGCGAUUUCUCAGCACCAGCCGAGCAGAACAAAUGCUAAGUAGUUUGCCAGCAGGCCAGCAGGACUAAGGACAACAACAACAAGAAGAAGCAGCCGCAGCUCGAGCUUGAACCGGAACAGGAACUGGAAUCGGGCCCCGAGCAAGCCGGGCAAUUUGUAAGCCGGCUCUCGGCAAUUUCACGCAUCGCGGCGGUAUGGCGGCAGGCGCUAAUAAGGCGACCAGCCACGCCCCCAACUUAUACAGUUGCCAAAAAGAAUCAAGUGCGCACAACAACAACUGAGCGAGAGUGCCAGCAGGACUUACCCAAAAGGACGAGUGAAAUAUUAUGGCAACUUUUCAAAUGGAAACGCGCCAACGGCAGCCGCAACAAACGAAUUUAAAACAACGACAAGGACAACGUUCGACAGGACAAGGGCAAGCACAAGGACAAGGGGAAGGGGAACAGGAGAUAUUCACAAAUUGCACACGUCUGUGGCCCACCUGCUCGACGGUAGCCAGCGUCGAGUGCAGCAGCAGGAGCAGCAGCCGGAGCAGCCGAAGGAGCAGCUGCCAGCGGGUCCUGAUAAUGCUCAGCCUGUUCGUGAUUGUCAUCGUUGUGAUAUCCGGCAAUGGCGUGCUCGCCGCGCAGCGUGACGCGUAUAAGUCAAAGGACAUGAGCAGCAGCAAUAAUGCCAUACCAAGUGAGGGGGACGCAGCUGCCGCUGCAGCUGCAGAUGGUGUUGCCGGAAGCGGAAGCAUGACCAGCACAACCAACAGCAACGGAAGCAACAGAAAUGGCCAUGCGACAGGCGCUGGCCAGGCCAUGACAACCGACAGCAGCUCCAGCUCCAGCUCCAGCUCCAGCUCCAGCUCCAGCUCCAGCUCGAAAUCCAACUCCAACUCCAGCUCCGGCUCCAGCAUAUCAACCACAACUGCAAGAAGCGGCAUAGCCAGCAGUAGUCUGCACAGAGGCAACUCGAUAGCAUCGCUGGCCGCCGCUGCCGGCAUCAAUCGGAACAGCAUCGAUCUGGGCGAGGACUCGCGCAGCAGUGGACCGUACUUCGACAGGAAUGCCUCGAAGAAUGUGACCGCGCUGCUGGGCAAGACGGCCUAUUUGAAUUGUCGCGUCAAGAAUCUGGGCAAUAAAACUAUGCUGCUGCAGGUCUCCUGGGUGCGACAUCGGGACAUACAUUUGCUAACAGUCGGCCGUUAUACGUACACAUCGGAUCAGCGCUUUCGGGCCAUACAUCAGCCCCAAACCGAGGACUGGAUGCUUCAAAUUAAAUAUCCCCAACAUCGAGACUCUGGCAUCUACGAGUGCCAAGUGUCAACCACGCCGCACAUGAGCCACUACAUCCACUUGACUGUUGUCGAGCCCUCAACGGAAAUAAUUGGCGCACCCGAUUUGUAUAUAGAAAGCGGCUCGACCAUAAAUCUCACCUGUGUCAUACUCAACUCACCUGAGCCGCCGGCCUAUAUCUUCUGGAAUCACAACAACGCUAUAAUCAACUAUGAUUCGCCUCGGGGCGGCGUUUCGGUGGUCACCAACAAAGGUGAGACGACGACAUCGUUCCUUCUGAUUAAAUCGGCGCGUCCAUCCGACUCCGGGCAUUAUCAGUGUAAUCCAUCAAAUGCAAAGCCCAAAAGCGUAACGGUACACGUGCUGAAUGGUGUUUCUCAUUCCGUUUCCAGGGGAGUUCCCAGCAGCAAUGCAGCACGCGGCACCAGCACAUCCUCCCAUGUCUCCAAGUCGCUAUCUCUUAGUGUACCUGUUUGUGUGCUGCUGCAGUUUGGCAUUUGCCAGGCACUCCAUGCGGCCCUCCGUGCUGCAGCCGCGGCGGCGAAGUCGACCCUGCGGUUUCGACGAAUCCCCACCAGCCGCAGCAGAUGUCCCGGACGAGGACGAGGCGGACGAGGACAUGCCGGCGUCAAAGCGUCUGUGUCAGUAUCUGGACUGGGACACAUCCUCCAAGGUAUUUUAAGCCUGCUCUACUCUACGCUGCUGAGCGUCACAUGGCGAGGGCGUGGCCCACCGCAACAGCAACAACUUCAACAAUCAUCAACAUCAACAGCAGGUGCAACUGCAACAACAACGGCAACGUUUAGGCAAGUAUAUGAGGCAGACAUAAGCACAGUGAAAACAACAACAACAAUUGAAUUCCAGCCCACAGCAUAUCCAGCUGAAUGCCAAGAGAAUGAGUUGUCUAGAGAGCUCUAGAAACACAAAAGCCACCAAUUGCACUACAGGGCGAAUACUUGAUGCGAUAAACUGUUUGAGAUUAGGCGUACUAUGGCUUAUGUGGGUGGCCAGCUUGCUAGCGAAUGUUAGCAGGAAUCAAAGAAUGAAAUAACGUUAGAGUCAAUGUAAGCGCACAGGAGCAUGGGCUAGGCAGACCUA